Molecule: messenger RNA, 1248 nt
Organism: Ogataea philodendri
Lineage: Eukaryota; Fungi; Ascomycota; Pichiomycetes; Pichiales; Pichiaceae
Exons: 2
Coding region: 1-1248 (415 amino acids)
Cellular component (GO): cytoplasm; nucleus
Molecular function (GO): mRNA binding
Source: RefSeq, a predicted model, not a curated record
AUGUCUGACAACAUGGAACUAGAUGAAUACCGGAGACAAUGGCGCGACCGUUCGCGGUCUCCAGGCCGUCGCUUUGACCGCAGAGAUAAUGCACGCGGAUUUUCCUCGAGACGGGGUGGCAGAGGAGGCUCUUUGCAGUCGAGAAUUGGCAGCAGACCCGAUUUCCGUGGCCGUGGCGGUCGCGAUUUUGAGCCUAGAGUCACCAGGGUGUACGAGCAUUCGGUUUUCGUUGGAAACCUUCCUUUCCACACCACUUGGCAGGACCUGAAGGACGUUUUCCGGGAGGUUGGUGAAGUUGUGCGUGCGGACGUGGUGACUUCACGCGGCCGGUCCCGGGGAAUGGGAACCGUCGAGUUUGCUACCAAGGACCUUGUUCAAGACGCAAUUGCCAAGUUUGACCGCACAAUGUACGACGGCCGGGAAAUCUUCGUUAGAGAAGAUCUUCCACCUCCUGAAAAAGAGGCCGCUCCUCGUAACGAGAGAAGAAGAGAGAGAGGAGUGCCGGCCAUUGAGGAAGGUUUUGAGAUUUUCGUUGGAAACCUUCCAUUUAGUGCCAGAUGGCAGGACCUGAAGGACUUCUUCAAAAACGUUGGUCCUAUUAUCCGUGCCGACGUUAAGGAGGACCACCGUGGCCGGUCCAAGGGAUUCGGAACGGUGAUCUUUGCCAACUCCGAGGACGCAGACCGUGCCAUUGCCGACUUCAACGGCUACGACUUUGACGGAAGACGCAUCGAGGUCAGAGCAGGAAAGCAGUUUAACAAAGACCAGGACGCUCCAGCAGCUUCCAAGAACUCCGAGUUUGUGGCCGGCGUGGUUGGCCAAGGCGAGCCUAACGGCACCAUUUUUGCAGACAACCUGCCGUGGGAAACGUCCGAGACAGACCUUUACGAUCUGUUUGGAAGCAUUGCGCAGGUUUCCCGUGCCGAGCUCCAGUUCGACAAGAUCGGAAGACCAGCAGGAAGUGCCGUGGUGCAAUUCCAGGAUGUGGACGGAGCCACUGCAGCAGUCAACCAGCUGAACAACUACGAAUACGGUAGAAGACGUCUACAUGUCUCGUUUGCUCACAGAGAAACACCUGCUCCAAGCGAGCCACAGUUUGAACAGGGGGAGCAGGAGCAGCCAGCUCCAGAGCCGGUCGAGUCUGCUGCUCCUAUCGAGCCAGCCGAAUCGUCAGAGCCCCUCGAGCCUGUUGCCGAGCCUGAACCUGUUCCAGAACAAGACAUGGAGGAAGACCACAUCGAGGAGUAA